AUGGAACGGGAAGAUGAAACGAUUCUGUCCACUUCUAUUGACUCUUAUUUUUUGCGAUUUUUAUUAUUUGAUUUGAAACCAAAUAAUUUAUUAAUUGAUCGUAAAGGAGCACUAAAAAUUGCCGAUUUUGGACUGUCCAAAUUUUUUGGUUCACCAUCGAGAGAUAUGACACAUCAAGUUGUAACAAGAUGGUAUCGUUCGCCUGAACUACUGUUUGGUGCAAAAAAAUAUGGUACAGGCGUCGACAUGUGGGCCACAGGAUGUAUAAUGGCUGAACUAUUAAUUCGAACUCCAUUUUUAGCCGGUGACUCUGAUUUAAAUCAGUUAUUGAAAAUAUUUGAGCAGUUUGGCACACCAACAGAAGAAAACUGGCCGGAUGUAAAAAACUUUGAUGAUUAUAUUGAAUAUAAACCGAUAAAGGCUCAACCACUUCGACAGCGGUUUACAGCAUCGAAUAAUGAUGAACUCGAUGUAUUAGAACGUUUAAUGCAAUUAGAUCCAAAACGACGACCAAAUGCGAGUGAGACUUUGAAAUUAGAAUAUUUUUCCAAUCCUCCUGCACCAUGUUCAUGCGAACGAUUGGUAAAAGAUGUUCAACAAGCACAUUCCGAUCAUAAACGAAAACCUUUAGAAGAAAAAGGUGGUCCAGCUAAAAAACGACUUGCAUUCGAUGAAUAA
Messenger RNA from Didymodactylos carnosus, 678 nucleotides. The record is from the annotation of a GenBank genome assembly. NCBI's taxonomy places the organism in Eukaryota, Metazoa, Rotifera, Eurotatoria, Philodinida, Philodinidae.